CGCCCCCGGGCGUCCCUCCGCGGACCCCUCGGCCCGUCCUAGCGCGGGUCGCCCUGCUCCCGCUCCCGGGCCAGUUCGGCGCCCGCCCUCCGAGAAGCCACGCUCCCCGCAGGCGCGGGCCCCCGCCUGUGCUCGCGGCGCCGGCAGAAGACUCAUCUUUGAAAAUAUGUAUUUGGGAGAUAGUCACGUUCUAUUGAAUACCUUGUGCUGGUGCUGCCAUAGAAAAAUCUGGUUACACUCCGGGGAGGUCUGCUGCGGCUGCAGGACUGAUCCGCCUUGGCCCUGA
Globicephala melas (long-finned pilot whale) is the source of this 286-nucleotide messenger RNA. RefSeq lists its product as uncharacterized. Lineage: Eukaryota; Metazoa; Chordata; Mammalia; Artiodactyla; Delphinidae. The record is from RefSeq and is a predicted model, not a curated record.